Eriocheir sinensis (Chinese mitten crab) is the source of this 1898-nucleotide messenger RNA. Its product is annotated as poly(A)-specific ribonuclease PNLDC1-like. Gene Ontology annotation, cellular component: endoplasmic reticulum; cytoplasm. Gene Ontology annotation, biological process: nuclear-transcribed mRNA poly(A) tail shortening. The coding region runs from base 200 to 1822 and encodes 540 amino acids. Lineage: Eukaryota; Metazoa; Arthropoda; Malacostraca; Decapoda; Varunidae. The transcript has 15 exons. Gene Ontology annotation, molecular function: poly(A)-specific ribonuclease activity; RNA binding. The record is from RefSeq and is a predicted model, not a curated record.
GGAGGAAAAGGGGGACAAAGGAAGAGGAGGAAGAGGAAACUGGAAGAUGGGAGGUAAGAGAGAGGGGCCAAGAGGACGCCAAGCCACUAGAUAAAGCCAUCCACGUGACAGCAGGAAGAGGAGGAGGAGCAGGACCAGCAGGGAGCGAGGGAUUGUGCUGGCCCCAUCAGACGGCAGUGUGCUCCCAGGCGUGUGCGUCAUGGUGGACGUGACCAACAAGACCUUUGAGGCCGUGCUGCCGCAGAUCAUCUCUGAGGUCAGGGCCGCCACCUUCCUGGCCCUGGACGCAGAGUUCACCGGCCUCCUCGCCAACGCUGCCUACAAGGCAGACCUGUUUGAUGAUGGUCCGCGGCGGUACAGGAAGCUGUGCGCCAGCAUGCACCACUUCUCCAUCACGCAGCUUGGCCUGGCGGUGUUCACGGGUGAGGUGGACAGCAACAGCUACAGCGUGUCCACCUACAACUUCUACCUGCGGCCCCACUCCUGUGCCUCCAGCGACCCCAUCAUCGCCUGCCAGACCUCCAGCCUCGAGUUCCUGCAGCGGUUUAACUUUGACUUCAACAAGUGGAUCUACGAAGGCGUCCCGUACAUGAACUCCGAGGAAGAGGAGAACCUUCAGACGGAGCUGUCGGCACUCUUCAAGGGAACCAAACCAGUCCUCUUGUCCUUUGAGUUGACCGAUCACCUGAGGGGCGUGGGGGAGUGGGUGGCGAUGGGGUGUGAGGGCGGCACGCACACGGUCGCCGGCGUACUGGACACACACUCCCAGGCCAUGUUGCUCGCUGCCAUCCACAACACCUUCGCUGGGCUCUGGGCGACGCUGCAGGAUGGCCAGAUUGUGGUGAGGUCAGUAUCCAGCGACGAGAGAGAGAGGCUUGACGCGGAGGACCCAGGGCGGACACAGCUGGUCUCGGCACUUGUGGAGAGGAACACGGGUUUUACGAGGCUGUUCCGACACCUGGUGGAGCUCAGGAAACCCAUCGUCCUGCAUAACUGUAUCCUGGACCUUAUGCUGAUGUACAAACAGUUCCACAAGAGGCUGCCGAGUUCCUACAGCACCUUCAAGUCUGAGGUUCAUGCACUUUUCCCUCUCCUCUACGACACCAAGUUCGUGGCCGAGGAGAUGCGAUCCAAGUACAGGGACGACGCCAUUGUGAGCAAAAUCCUCCACAAGACGAGCCUCGGAGAGCUUCACACCGCCCUCAGAGGAGACUUGCCGGUGCUGUAUGUCCCUCGCCUGCACCACCGCCCGCCCGACAACAAGUACUCGCAGGAGAGCGUGAUGCUGCAUGAGGCGGGCUAUGAUGCUAUCCUGACUGGGACUUGCUUCGUGCGCAUGGCCCAACUCUGCGCCAUGAUAAGCCUGCCCGUAACGGCUCCCCAUCGGCCCCUCAGCCCUCGGGAGCACCUCUUCACCCUCAAGGAGUACGCCAACAAGAUCCAGGUGCCGAGGUCAGCCGUCUCCUGCAUGGUUCUCAGCGGGGAGGAUCGGCCCAGCAAGCGUCCUCCGUGGCUGCUGGUGGAGGGGCAGGGCAGGGGAGUGAGGGUGACGCCGGGGCUGGUCUCGGCAACGCUGGCUAAGUACGGGCGCUUGGACGUACAGCCGCUCAAUAAUAAGUCUGUGUUGGUCGCCACUACGUCCUGGAACUGCCUCACCAACAUCCUGUCCAGCCUGUCCUCCGAGACUUCCCUCCAGGCCAAGAUAUACAGCCGGCCCAGACUCUCGCCCCUCAUGCACACCUUCAUACUGUCCGGUGCUGUGCUGUCAACGGGACUCGGUGCGUGGCUAGUGUACAAGUCCUUCAAGAAGUCCUCCUCAUGAGACCAGGAAUGGAUUAAAAGAGAAGAGCGAGAUGGAGUCCCUGAUGAAGAGGUGGGAAAUGUGCUGCGCCAUCUCC